AUGAACGGCUUUAGCGACGUCAGUGAAGAGGCUUUCUGGGUCGACCCUAGGUGUAUUGGCGCCAACACCUUUCGAUACCAGGGGAAAGCGCCGGCCCCGAUAACGCAACUUGAGGCAGCCUGUAAGGAUGAUUUGAGUCUACAGGACGUGCCAAAGGUCUCAGCCCUGCGGGGUAUGCGGCUGUUGGGCUGCUUCGGCUCCAAACCUAGCGCCGACAUCGUGGUACGGCAUCCCAGGCUGUUCCACUGGGUGCUGUCCAUCUCAGUCUUAGUCAAGGCCCAUGCAGCUAGCACCGAUCUGUUAGCCUCCUUCUGUUACAUAGUCGCAUCACGCAGGCCGGACGGCUGGGAGCACAUGCCGCACGAUAUCUUAGUGGCGGUGGUGAAGGCGGCCGGGCCGGGGGAGGCGCGCGCGAUGCAUCUGACAUGCAAAGCAUGGCACACGGCCGUGCGCUGCGGCCUCACACAGCUGACACCGCGCCCCAAGCUGUGCUGCUUCGAGGGCGUGCGCUGCUUCUUCCCCCGGGUGACGGACCUGCGGCUGCGCAGAUUCCUCAUCACGGAGAGGGAUGCAGUGCUGCUGGGGGGACUGUCCCGGCUGCAGCACCUGCAGUUCAACGCCGUUGCCUUUGACGGCCGCACCCUCAUCUCAAAAUUAUCCUCCCUGCAGGGGCUGCGCCAGCUGGAGAUGGCCAACGUGGUGGGCGCAUACCCGGCAGAGGGCGAUGCCUUCCUCAAGAGCCUGACUAAGCUCUCCUCCCUGCGCAUGCGCAACGACAGUGCCACUGCCAAACUGCCGCCCAUGCACUGCCUCUCUGAGCUGCGCAGCCUCCAGGAGCUGUCGCUGACGGAGCACCUGCACCUGCUGCUGCCCGGGCUGACUAAUCUGUCCGCGCUGACGGACCUGCGCCAGCUCAGACUCGUCAAGGUGGGCGUAACAAAUGGCGUGUUGCGCUGCGCUGGCGCGCUGACUAAGCUGCAGUCGCUGCACAUCCCCGAUGCCUUCCGCGUGACUGACACCGGCCUACACCACCUCUCGUCUCUCACAGGGCUGACUCACCUGGACUUUUGCUCGCCGAGCCACCGCCGCGACGAGGACAUUACUAACGCGGGCGUCGCCGCGCUGUCAGCGCUGACUAACCUGCGCUCGCUGAAUCUGGCGGGCCACUCUGAGGUGACUGCUGAGGGCCUCGCCUUCCUGGCAGACGCCACCGCUCUCACCUGCCUCGACCUGUCAGGGCUGCCCCUGGGCCCGACAGGAGGCGUGGACUUUUUGGCAUCGCUCACAAAUCUGCGCAGCCUGUGCCUGCAGCGCACGCAGCUGUCCAACGAGCAUGUGCAGCAGCUCGGCAGCCUGACUGCCCUCACCAGCCUCGGCCUUGCCUGGUGCGCGAUCGAUGAUGAGGCGGCGGCCGCGCUGGCGCCGCUGACUAAGCUGGCUGACCUGGACGUGCGUUACUGCCCGAUGACUAAUGCUGGCCUGUGCCAGCUCAGCCGGGCGAUGCCCGAUCUGGCAAUCUUUGCUGUCGAGGGCUGCCCCGCCACAUCCAUCGGCAUCUGGCGGCUGCUGUCACGCCACCGCAAAUUAAAAUUGUGGCUGCCAGAGCAGGACAGGAUGAACCGGGUCAUGAACGUGGCGGACGCGCUGCUGCUGGCUUCAGUGGCGCCCGGGCAGCGGCGGCUGCGGGUGGCGGUGUUUCCGGAGCCGUCCUGGCCGAUGACGGCGCUCGUCUCCACUGGCGUUGUCUCCUUCUUCCUCGCCUACUUUGGCGUCCUCCUGCUAUUCUUCAUGGCGCUCUUCAUGUUCCCCAUCUUCAUGCUGGGCUGCAUCUUCGUGGCGCUGUGCUUGGCGGCUCUGGGGGCGCGCUAUGCUUUGCGCAGCAUCCGCAGCGUGUGGUGCCAUUGCGACUGCGCCUUCUCAAGUUUCCUGCUUGGCCAACAUAACCCCCCGCCGCCACCUCAGCACCACUUCUUAGGCAACCAGCAUGUCUGA
This is a messenger RNA of Coccomyxa subellipsoidea C-169, 1992 nucleotides long. Its product is annotated as RNI-like protein. The transcript has 12 exons. NCBI's taxonomy places the organism in Eukaryota, Viridiplantae, Chlorophyta, Trebouxiophyceae, Coccomyxaceae. The record is from RefSeq and is a predicted model, not a curated record. The coding region runs from base 1 to 1992 and encodes 663 amino acids.